AUGACUAAACUUUAUUAUCUGACGGGUGAAGGUGGGCCCUGCUGCUGCUGUGCUCUACUCCUUGAGGCUUGGAAUGAAUGCAAAGUUGCAGGGCUAAUCUGCAAAGGGGACAGGAACCAAGAAACUUCAGGGUUACCUGCUGAAAUUUUUGUCUUAAUAUUCAUCAAUGUCAUUUAUAACCAGUUAGCAGAACUUGUUGAAGAUGGAUGGAAAGCCGAGAGCCUGCCCACCGCCGGACCACCAGCCAGCACCAAGAGGACACGAAAGAGGAAGUCCUCCUCUCAGCUAAGGCCCAGAAGCCCUAAGAAGUGUCCCAAGAUACCGAAGAAGGGAAAAGCAACUCAUCGAGGGAGAGCCAGGAAGAAAAGUGCUCCAAAAAAGACCGCGGCUGUAAGAACACCUGAGGACGGGAGCGGGCCGGCACCAUCCGGCCCCAGUGUCCCGCUGAACCAGGAGCUCCCUCAGCAUGAGCUGCAGCCGGAGGCACCGAGUGAGGGGACCCAGCCAGAGGAAAAACUGAGUAAGGGGACCCAGCCGGAAGAGCAAGUGAAUGAGGGGACCCAGCCAGACCCACUGAGUGAGGGGACGCAGGCGGAGGAACAGAGUGAGGGGACACAGCCGGACCCACUGAGUGAGGGGACGCAGGCGGAGGAACAGAGUGAGGGGACACAGCCGGACUCACUGAGUGAGGGGACACAGCCGGACCCACUGAGUGAGGGGACGCAGGCGGAAAAACAGAGUGAGGGGACACAGCCGGACUCACUGAGUGAGGGGACACAGCCGGACCCACUGAGUGAGGGGACACAGCCGGACCCACUGAGUGAGGGGACUGCAACCAACUCCAUUCUCUCCCUGAGCAGCGAGUAACUUCAUGCCCAGCCCCGAGACCUAGGAGCCAUCGGAGGUCUGACCCAGAGAACUCACCAACAGGGUGCGCCCCAUGGUGAAAAUAAAAUGAAUCUGUUAAAGAGAGAGAGAGACAGAGAGAGAGAGAGAGAGAACUCCGUCACCACUUUUUUCCCGGAGUCCCCACCGCUUCCGACACUAUCUUUUUCUCUAGCGUUCUGCUGUUGUGG
Messenger RNA from Symphalangus syndactylus (siamang), 1076 nucleotides. Its product is annotated as variable charge X-linked protein 3-like. The record is from RefSeq and is a predicted model, not a curated record. Lineage: Eukaryota; Metazoa; Chordata; Mammalia; Primates; Hylobatidae.